AUGAUUCAACAUGGACAAUUAGCUACACGAGUUGCACAAAGAAAUCACACAACUUGUACCAAUUUUUUACUUGUGAAUAGAUCUCCAUCAUUAAAGCUUGCACGCCAUUUUGCAACAUUGAAGCCUAAAAAGGAGUUUAGAUCAACAUACAAUGCCAAAACAGUAGAAGAAGGAUGGUAUGAAUGGUGGCAAACACAGGGGCUUUUCAAAGCCAGUAGUGCGGAUUAUUCUCAAAUAAAGAGUGAAAGGAGAUCUUUUACGAUGAUCACACCACCACCAAACGUGACAGGUUCUUUACAUAUAGGUCAUGCGUUAACCUUCAGUAUUCAAGACGCUAUAGUGCGUUGGAAACGUAUGAAUGGUUACGAUGUACAAUGGAUUCCCGGUACAGAUCAUGCAGGCAUAGGUACACAAUCUGUGGUAGAAAAGAGAUUAAUGAAAGAGAAAGGCUUAACACGACAUGAUUUGGGACGAGAACAAUUUGUCAAAGAGAUAUGGGAUUGGAAGGAGAAUUAUGGAAAUCGUAUCUUGCAUCAAAUGAGAAAGCUUGGUGCCUCUCUUGAUUGGGACCAAGAGUUUUUUACAAUGGAUAAAUCUCGAUCAGAAGCGGUCAAGAAUGCAUUUAUACGUCUUUAUGAGGAUGGAUUAAUUUAUCGUAAUACUCGUCUUGUGAAUUGGUGUUGUGCAUUAGAAACAGUCAUCUCUGACAUUGAAGUCGAUUAUAAAGAUAUUACAGGAAGAACUUUUCUAAAUUUACCUGGCAGAUCUAAGCCAGUGGAAUUUGGAGUAUUACAUAAUUUUGCAUAUAAAGUAGUAAACCCUGAUCUAAAAGGAAUUCAAGAAUUAAUUGUAUCAACUACACGUAUUGAAACAAUGCUUGGUGAUUGUGCAGUAGCUGUUCACCCUAAUGAUAAAAGAUAUAAAAGUUUACAUGGUAAAUAUGUAUACCAUCCAAUAUUAAACAAAGAAAUUCCUAUCAUUUGUGAUGCGCAGCUUGUUGAUAUGAAUUUCGGUACUGGUGUUGUUAAGAUUACACCUGCUCAUGAUCCAAAUGAUUAUGCAUGUGCUAAACGUCAUCAGCUUCCAAUUCAAAAUAUUUUUGACAAAAAAGGAAAAUUAAAUAAAAAUUGUGGUGUACCUGAAUUAGGCUAUGAUCGUUUUGAAGUACGUGAUAUUAUUAUAAAUAAAUUGAAUGAAUUUGGAAGUUAUAAAGGUAGAAAUGAUAAGCAUGUAAUGCGUAUAGCUACUUGUUCAAGAUCAGGUGAUAUUAUUGAGCCUUUAUUAGAACCUCAAUGGUACAUUAAAUGUAAAGAACUUGCAGAUUUAUGUAAGAAACAAGUAGAGCUAAAUGAAAUGAAAAUUAUCCCCGACCAAUCAAAACAAGACUGGUAUCGCUGGCUAGACAACAUUCAAGAUUGGUGCGUAUCUCGGCAAUUAUGGUGGGGACAUGAAAUUCCAGCCUAUCAAAUUAAGUUUAACAAUGAAGUAAAAAAUCAAGAGGAAUUGUGGGUAACGGGAUCUGACAAAAUAGAGGCUAAAAUCAAGGCUGUAAACCUAUUAAAACAGAAAGGUUAUCCAGAAGCUACUCCAUUUAAGCUUGUUAAGGAUCAAGAUGUAUUAGAUACCUGGUUUUCUUCUGGAUUAUUACCUCUAUCAGCAUUAGGAUGGACAGGUAGAAAAGGAGAAAAAAUUCCAAAUCGCUAUCCACUUCAAAUUAUGGAAACUGGUUUUGAUAUAUUAUUCUUUUGGGUUGCACGCAUGGCUAUGUUGUCUAAUCAUUUUACAGAUCAUAAAAUACCAUUUGAAACAGUUUAUUUACAUGCCAUGGUUAGAGAUGCUCAAGGACGUAAGAUGUCUAAAUCAUUGGGUAACGUUAUUGAUCCACUUCAUGUUAUUGAAGGUGUAACUCUGCAAGAGAUGAAAAAUAAUGUGUUACACUCAAAUCUACCUAAGAAGGAAAUUGAAACGAGUAUUCGUAAUUUAGAAAAAGAAUAUCCGAAUGGAAUUCCUGCUUGUGGUACAGACUCGUUAAGGUUUUCACUUAUACAAUAUACACAACAAUCAAGACAAAUUAAUUUAGAUAUCAAUAAUGUUAUUCAAACCUCCUAUUUCUGUAAUAAACUUUGGAAUUUGUUCAAGUUUGGUCUUAGUCGAGUAGAGCAUGUUGAUUAUCAUACUGAUAACUUGGUUAACAAUAUUGAUACAAAUCAAUUAUCACUUGUCGAUCGUUUUAUUUUAUCGCGUAUGGCAAAUACAGUAUCAAGAUGUCAACAAGGAUUUGAAAACUCAAGACUAUUUGAAGCAACAGAUGCUAUACGUCGAUUUAUUGUCGAAGAUGUUUGUGAUGUUUAUGUUGAAUUCAGUAAAGCAACUCUCAAUAAAUCAGAUCUUAGUCGAAGUGAAAAAAAAUUAACAUUAGAUGUUUUAUACAUGUGUAUGGAUGUAUCAUUACGUUUAGCACACCCAUUUAUACCCUUUGUUACAGAGGAAUUGUGGCAACACAUGAAUUCAGCACUUUCUAUUAAAAAUAGAAGUUUACCUUCCUUGAUGGUAGAAAAAUAUCCGAGCUAUCACACAUUUAUUCCGUUUAAAGAUAAUCAAGUAGAAGAGCAUUUUAAGGUUAUUUUAUCUAUUAUCCAUGCAUCAAGAUCUUUAAGACAAGGACACCAAAUUAGUAUAAGUAAAGAGUUACCUUUUAUCAUUUCAUGCAAUGAUUCUAUCUUAUUGGAUGAAAAUGGUCCUUUAAAGCUUUAUAUGAAAGAGAUUCAAAAUUUUAUUAAAGCAUCGAAUAUCACAAUUUAUGAUGAGAAGAAGGUAAUGUAA
Molecule: messenger RNA, 2823 nt
Organism: Cokeromyces recurvatus
Lineage: Eukaryota; Fungi; Mucoromycota; Mucoromycetes; Mucorales; Mucoraceae
Product: valyl-tRNA synthetase
Exons: 14
Coding region: 1-2823 (940 amino acids)
Biological process (GO): valyl-tRNA aminoacylation
Cellular component (GO): cytosol
Molecular function (GO): aminoacyl-tRNA deacylase activity; valine-tRNA ligase activity; ATP binding
Source: RefSeq, a predicted model, not a curated record